AUGCAAAAUAAACGCAGCCAGAAAAUACAAUGGGACCGCCGUGUUAAUGCUGCAGGUCCAGAAAGUCUACUAGUCGUGGCGAGUCUCAGAAAAAGCAGUGUUAAAAUCAUCAACACGUUCUCGUUUUUGGUCAACAGUAUAUACUGGACGACAUUCGAAUCAACAAAGAGAGGGUUCGAGAAACCGACUUCAGAAAAGAAUACAUUUAUAUUAAAUUUCUUUUGUGGAUCUGUAGCUGGCAGCAUUGCUGCACUCGUUACCCUUCCAUUUGACGUAGUUAAAACACAUCAACAAAUCGAAUUAGGAGAAAAGGAAAUUUACACAGAUGGUAAAGUUCACCAGAGGGCCGCAAAUAUGAAAAAUAUAGCACUGAACAUAUAUAAAAACAAUGGGUUCAAAGGUCUCUUUACAGGACUUCUGCCUCGAAUAUUUAAAGUAGCACCUGCCUGUGCGAUUAUGAUAGCAACAUUCGAAUAUGGAAAGCAGUUUUUCCAAAAACACAACACACAAAAAUAUAAGGAGAAAAUGCAGAGGCCCCAGGAAAUAGUGCUUGUUGGACAAUCGGCAAAUAGUAAUGAUUAUUCCUAA
Messenger RNA from Arctia plantaginis, 588 nucleotides. The record is from the annotation of a GenBank genome assembly. NCBI's taxonomy places the organism in Eukaryota, Metazoa, Arthropoda, Insecta, Lepidoptera, Erebidae.